Molecule: messenger RNA, 2288 nt
Organism: Dreissena polymorpha
Lineage: Eukaryota; Metazoa; Mollusca; Bivalvia; Myida; Dreissenidae
Product: protein canopy homolog 3-like
Exons: 7
Coding region: 67-777 (236 amino acids)
Cellular component (GO): endomembrane system
Molecular function (GO): signaling receptor binding
Source: RefSeq, a predicted model, not a curated record
UCCGGUAGAAGUUAAUAAUCGACAGGGAACCAAUAGGUCAACAGUUGUGUUGAGUUUCACAGUGAGAUGUUGCACUUUUUUAGGUUUCUUCUUCUUAUAACAAGUUGUGCCGUUGUUUUCGGUGGUAAAGACGAGGAUCAGGGACCUGUUAUACCACCGUCAAAAUGUGAAGUCUGUAAAUUUCUUGCUACUGAGUUAAAAUUGCGCCUUGAGGAAACUGGAAAAAGUAAAGAAGUUUUGGAAAUUGGUCAUGGAUUAGACAACAAAAAGAAGAGAAUAAAAUACAAUACUGCUGAGCUAAGAUUGAUUGAAGCCCUGCAGGACCCACAUAUAUGUGAAAAGAUUCUUGAAUACAACAUCCACAAGGAGCGUGAUGGCAGCAAUCGGUUUGCAAAGGGGCAGAGUGAAACCUUCCAAACCCUGCACGGUCUUGUCAACCGUGGAGUGAAAGUGGUAAUGGACGUGCCCUAUGAGCUGUGGAACCAUACCUCAGCAGAGGUGGCUCAACUGCACAGGGAGUGUUUCAAUGUGGUGGAGCGCUAUGAGGAGGUGAUAGAAGACUGGUACUAUGAACAUCAGGACCAGGACAUCACGGACUACCUGUGUAGGAAGCACGUCCUCAAACGGGAUGACCAAAAGUGCUUGGAUGAGGUGUGGGUUCCAAAAGCCAAGGAGCAAUCAGCAGAGAAGGAAGAGAAGAAAUCACAGUCCAAAAAGUCCAAGAGCAAGGAUAAAAGUAAAUUGAAAGGUGAAGUGGAAGGCAAAGAUGAAUUGUGACACCUGAACAGUGGAACAAUUUUUUUAAUGCUGAUUGUUAAAAAACCCAGUUUGUACCAAAGUUUGCAAAAUGUGUUUAACAUGUUUUGAAUUGUUUUGUGCCAAAAUAUGGAAUGAACACAUUAAUAUCAAAUAUCAAUUUGGUGAACAUGACUUUAAUUUUUGGGUUACUAUAUAUUUUAUAUAGAAUGUAUCAGUAAUGAUCUGAUGUCUUUUGGUUGGUGCAAAUAGUUUAAAUUGUUUCAACUUUAACAUCAAUUAUAUCAGUUUCUCAAUUCAGCACUAACUGUUGAUAAUAAUCUUGUAUUCAUGUCAAUACAAAAACUGUAGGUUUGUCAAUAGACAUACAGUUCUAAGCCCUGUAAAAAUAGAAAAUUAGGCAUAAUCAAAAUGCUUAAAGUGUUGUUCAGUUCCAGAUAAGGGUGUAAAGUCUGCAAAGUGGUAAGUGCCAUCCCUAUUUAGCCUAUGAGGAUUGCACAAGCCUAUCUGGGACUACACUUUACACAUAUUUAUUAAGCCCAGUUUUCCAAAAACGUGGCUCAGAUAUAGUCCAGCUCAUGCAGCGUUGUUUUUUUUGUGUUGGGUGUUGAGUAAAUGUAUCUCAAAGUAUUUGUAGGUGUUUGCUACAAUCUCUUCUCUCUGCAUUCUUUGAUCUGGCAUUUAAUUGUGUGUUGCUGAUAUGCAUGCAAGCAUGUACAUGUAUAUGUAAUAAUUAUGUAUGCUUAGUUGAAAAUGUCUUAAGCCUGCCUGUGCACUUCAUGCUUAUGGUGAACUUAUGGGAUUGUCUUUUUUUGCCCAUCCUCCUGUCUUCUAAUAUUUUCUAGUGAGGACUAUAGAAGCCAUAUUACUGUCUCCUUGUCUUAGCCAGAAUAUUUGUCAGAGUUAUAUCUCGGGUGAGAUCAAAUUGGAGCAUUUGGAGUAAAAAACUAGGUCAUUUGGUCAUGUUUUGAAAAAAAGCAUUUAAAAACUUUGGAAAUCACAUGUUAGGCCUAAUCAUCAUGAAAUUUACUGAUUACAUUUGUUCUUAUAUAUUUUGGCCUAGUUGAAAUAAAGUUGGGCAUUUUUCUUAAUUUGACAAUAGUGAAAAUUUGCCUACACUUUAGAAAUCACAUUUUUGCUCAAUCUUAAUGCAACUUGCUGUUGACAUUUAUUAUUCUAAAGUACUUCUUAGUAUCGGCCAUGUUCGGAUAGUUUUGGUCUAUUGAAAACAUGUGAUCAAGGAAGUUCUUAAUAUAGAAAUAUUAAAAUCUUGUGAAUUUUCUAGAUGCUUAAUUAUCAUGAAACUUGCUGCAAAAUUUAUUUAAUGAUAUCUCAACAAAGUUCAAGCAUGGUUCCCAAUUGUGGAAAAAAAUACUGCUAGGUGUGGGAAUAUUUUCUUUUUAUUGCUUUAGUUAAAAAUUCUUGAACACUAACUGGGCAAAACAAUUUAUUUCCUUCUGGUCUCAGGUUAGCACUCUAUAACCAUGUUGCCAUCUUGUUCUGUAUUUUUAUUAAAUAAAUUCAGGAAAGAU